This is a messenger RNA of Zootermopsis nevadensis, 5941 nucleotides long. RefSeq names its product minichromosome maintenance 8 factor recombination-defective (gene rec). Gene Ontology annotation, molecular function: ATP hydrolysis activity; single-stranded DNA helicase activity; single-stranded DNA binding. Lineage: Eukaryota; Metazoa; Arthropoda; Insecta; Blattodea; Termopsidae. The record is from RefSeq and is a predicted model, not a curated record. Gene Ontology annotation, cellular component: MCM complex; nucleus.
GAACUUGGAUGCAUAUAUUCCAUAUAAAAGAUAGUAGUUGAAAGAGUUCAGAGGUUUCGAUUAGAAACUGUUGCCUACACAAAUAUUGUACAACUCUGUUUCAGCGAAUAUUUAUGUUUGGUUAAUGGAGAAGUACUAUUUGAGAUCAUCAGAUUACUUAAGAGUUACAUGUAAAAUUCAGGUUUGUCUGGUAAAUCCUAAGUUUCACCAACAUUCGAGCUUACGAUAACAUAUAUGUAUAUAAACACACUACGUGCCUUUGGGAUCAUUUUGAGUCGAAAAGUUCAAAUAAUCGUGGGUCCGAUCUGCAACGGUUUGUGAAGAAAAUGCUCCGCACUCACUUUGCUGUGUUUGAGAAAUUAGGAAUGUUGGUAUUCCUGUGGGAAUGGUGGAAAACCGCGCUUUAUUGAGUUAUGAAAUGUACAAGAACUAAAAUGAACAGAGGAAUUUCAAAUUCAGAAGGAAGAGGUACUGGUCAAGCUCGAGGCAGAGGUGACUGGCAAUCACAAGGAAGAGGUUUCAGGCAUCCUCGAGGCAGAGAUGGCUCACAAUCACAAGGAAGAGGCAAGGGGUUUCGAGGAAGGUGGAAUUGGUUCAAUAAAAAGUCUCAUGAACAGACUUCAAAUAGGCAUACUAAUAUGCAUACGUUGUCCAACAGAUCAAUUAUACCAUCUUCCUUAUCUCAAAACAGUCAGCCACAAAUAAUUGAUUUUUUCCAAAACAUACCUAGCCCUUAUGAAGGCUGGAAGUUAUAUUUUCCACAGGAAGCAUACAAAGAAGGUUCAACAACUGUUAAUAAAGUGCAAGCAAUGGAAAAAUUCAUUAACAGGAACAGUUCCGUGUAUUCAUACUCUGUUGUAGAGGAAAGAAGAUCUUUCUCUAUUGACCUCAAAAAUCUAAAGAGUGAUAAUGAUUUCACUUCAGAAUGGGCAACUUUUGAGGAAGACUUAAGUGAAUGUCCUGAACAGACUAUAAAUUGCUUGGGAUUAGCAAUGCAUCAAGUAGUUUUAUCAGCAUUGCAGAGUGAAGUGAAGUCGCAACUACAGGAUGAAGAAGUAGUGCCCCCCAUAGUUUUACCCAGUGUCAGAGCUCGAAUUAUGAAUUUUGAGCCUAUAACACAAUUAAAGAAUCUGAAGGCUGUAUAUUUUGGAAAACUUGUCUCUGUACGUGGCACAAUAAUUCGGGUUGGAAAUAUUAAAUUAUUGUGUGUCUGGAUGGCUUUUCAAUGUAAUACAUGUCUUGCACUGCAAUGUGUGAAGCAGCCUGAAGGCUGCUUCACACAGCCAACUAAGUGUAUCACUGAAGGCUGUCGUGCCAAAUCUUUCACCCCACUCCAUACUUCCCCGUUCACUCAGACAAUUAAUUGGCAGUCAGUUAGACUGCAAGAGAUAGUUUCUGAUGAUCAGCGUGAGGGUGGACGGGUGCCACGCACCGUUGAAUGUGAACUUACAGAAGAUUUACUAGAUUCUUGUAUCCCUGGAGAUGUAGUCACAAUUACUGGAAUUGUCAAGGUUCGGAACGGGGAGGAAUACAAUAAAAAGAAAGUCACAAAUAUGUUUGACAUGUAUAUUGAAGCUGUUUCAGUUGUGAACAGCAAGAAUGAAAGUCACACAGGCUGCACUAAAGGUACGGGGAUUGAAUUCAACAUAAAAGAUUACUACGCUAUUCAGGAGAUCCACUCUCAGCCAGAUCUCUUCAGAUUCUUGGUAAAUUCGUUGUGUCCAACGAUAUAUGGACAUGAAACGGUAAAGGCUGGACUUCUGCUAGCUCUGUUUGGAGGCACAUUACAUCAUACAGAUGGGCGAUCAGACCCGCACGUUCUAGUGGUGGGUGAUCCUGGUCUAGGGAAGUCACAGAUGCUUCAGGCAUGUGCCAGUAUUGCUCCAAGGGGAGUGUAUGUAUGUGGUAACACCAGCACCAUAACAGGUCUCACAGUUACACUUACAAGAGAAGCUGGUGGCAAUUACACCCUUGAAGCUGGUGCUCUAGUUCUGGCUGACCAAGGCUGUUGCUGCAUAGAUGAAUUUGAUAAGAUGACAAACCAACACCAGGCAUUACUAGAAGCCAUGGAGCAGCAGAGUAUCAGUAUUGCUAAGGCUGGUGUAGUAUGCUCUCUACCAGCGAGAACCUCCAUAUUAGCCGCUGCCAAUCCAACUGGUGGCCACUACAAUCGUGCUAAAACAGUGUCCGAGAAUCUGCGAAUGGGUCCAGCACUUCUGUCCCGGUUUGAUUUGGUGUUUAUAUUACUAGAUCAACCAAAUGAACAACUGGAUAGCCUCUUAUCAGAGCAUGUGAUGGCGUUACAUUCUGGCUUCAGGCGGAGGGGAGAGGCGCGGCAACAGUCGGGCACCGCGUCAGACUGCGGUGGUGAAGAAACUGAACGUCCUCUAUAUGAAUGGCUCAAGUUGCGCCCUGGCGAAACCAUGGAUUUCUUACCUCACCAGCUUUUUCGUAAAUACCUCAUGUACGCUAGGAAAUAUGUGCGGUCUCGACUGACUCCACCGGCUGCCAGCGUCUUGCAGAAGUUUUAUUUAGAUCUGCGCCGUCAGCAUCAAUCAAAUGACUGCACACCCAUCACUACUCGUCAGCUAGAAUCUCUAAUCCGUCUUACCGAAGCAAGAGCUAAGCUGGAGCUACGAGAAGAAGCUACAGAGAAGGAUGCACAAGAUAUAGUAGAGAUUAUGAAAUACAGCUUGGUGGACACACUCAGUGAUGGUUUUGGUUGUGUUGAUUUUCAGCGUUCACAAAAUGGUUCAGGUAUGUCUAGCAGAAAUCAAGGAAAGAGGUUUAUCACCGCAUUACAACAACGUGCCAAUGCACAGUCCCGUUCAGUGUUUUCUGUCCAAGAACUGAAAGAAGUGGCUGAGUUAGCUAGAAUUAAAGUUUCAGACUUUUAUGGUUUCUUGUCCACAUUAAAUGUGCAAGGAUUUCUCUUGAAAAAGGCUCCUAAACUAUAUCAACUUCUUACUGUUGACUAUUGAUUUGUUAAAAGUAUCCAGGAAGCAUAAGAAAAAGUUAAUUUUGCAGUUAUGUAUUCUUAUAUUUGUAUUAAGUUUCAUUAAUAUUCACAGUUACUGAAAUUUGUGAAUAUCAGUGUGAAGCCUUUGCAGAUAGUAGGUUUAUCCAACAUCUGAUAUGGAACUGAGCAUAAGUGAAAAAAUGCAUUAUUAUUCUAUGGUAAAAUACAGACUGUCUUCCGAAAGGAAGACAGUCUGUAUUUUCUCAGAAGGCCUGGUUUGCCAAAGCAAACCAGGCCUUCUGAGAACUAUGCUAUUGCAAAAGCUGAUUAAUACCUAAAUGUCUUCUGGGAUCUUGCAAGGCAAUGUAAACAGUAUGCAUCUCUAAAACAUUGGUAAGUUUCUGCAAGAGUACACAGCACAGCAUCCCAGAAGAUGGUUGUCUUCAUACUUGCUACUGUCACAACCUGAAAUCUCACCCAAUAUGGAACAUUUCAAAGUUUAUGGUUUUGCCUUUCAAGUGAAUUUUGUGACUGUAUGAGGUCCAGUGCUGUAAUAAUUAAGAAGACAAAUAAAUGAAACAGUCAGUAAGCAGCGGUGUAACUUUGGUUGCUUGUAGACCAAAAUAAAACUGCUAAUGGCCUCACAAGCCUGGAAAAACACUUGCCAUGCACCAUGGACGGCUGAGUGUCUGGAUGGACAACAUUAUCUGUUCUGAAAGAGUGGCACAGUGAAUUUCUAGAAGGCAGCUCACUCAGUGGCAGUUUGUAGUAUCACGGAAUGAAGACAGUAUCAAUCAGAUGUGCACUCAAAUCCACUUUCAAAGAAAGUAAAAAAUUUUGUUAGUAGUUGCUAUACUUUCCUUGGUAAGGAUCUGAAAUAAGAACAACGCAAUUACCAUAUGACAUAUUUCAAACAACUGUAAAGAUACUGGCAGAAGCGUACAGAAUAUGGCUCCUAUUACAAAACUUAAAGCUGCUACGUAAUAAAACAGUAUAAAGGAACCUCAUAUCGAGUGUUAGGCUUGUCGGGGAAGAAAUGACAAAGGAGACGUAAAUAUAAAACUAGUCGUACAUUUGUUAUCAAUCAUAUUUAAUUUCCAUCCCAACAAAGAGCUUACCCGACUGGAGCCAGUGUAUGGGUUGUAUGACAGCAAAGAUUCAGCUAUACAUCUAAAUCUAAAUUAACACUACAUACCUCAAUUGUAUAUCCAUACCAAACAGAACUUACUGAAAGGCUAACAGAUAUUAUUUAAGUACUUAGUUAUUUAAAAGCUCAACCCUGACAAGAAUAAUAAAUUUAGAGUAAAGAUGCAUCAAAAGUCAGUUGUGACUCUUUUUCCUUCACUAUCAACGCAAACUAUUUAAUAACGAAACAGGUUGCAUUUAUGACUUUACACUUUCAUUUAAUUUUAUAUGGAACUCAACACAAAAUAAGAUAUUCAUGAGAGUGCUGAAAUUUAAGUCAAGUUGGUUUUCAAUCAAAAUUACAAUAAAUAUUUAGGAGUAAUGAAAUACUUUAUAUGUAUGAUACUGUCAGAGAGUUAACAUUUACAUGUAUUGCAAUCAUGAAGAAAACCUCAAGAUUUAAACAGAGAAGUAUAGGCCUACUAUUGAGUCUGAUAGGUGUUUUUUAAAUUAUGUUCAUAUAUACGUGUCCAUGAACGAGGCUGUAAUAAGUAAAUAAUGGAACAUUUUGUAAGAAAAAAAAAUUCUCAUAAAGAGACUGCAGUGAUUACUGUGUAAUUUAAUUAAUUCCAAGAGAUUAUAGUCCCAAAUAACAUGUUUCAAAGAUCAACAGUCAAAAAGGAAUUACCUAGUGAAUAUUCUUCUGUUUUCUUAAAGCAUGCACUGGGGAUGAGAAAGUUUGUCAAUGAAUUUCAUAUAAUUUAUUACUGUCACAAAAUUUAAUUCCAAGAAACAGUGUUUGUGGCUUGAAAGAAAUUCACUGUCGAAAGUAUCUCGACAUGCUUCACAAAGUACCGUAGCUUAUUUAUAAAGGAAGUAAAAAAAAUGUAAAGCUGUCCCGCUUUACUCCAUGUAGGUGCUUGGGGGAAGAGGCGGUAUAACUCCUAUUCAUUCUUAAUCUCGGCACUAGACGGGGGUGAGUGGUCAGCGUCAUGCCCUGGUUGUGCUUUCCCUCCCCUCCCCCUGGUACCCAUUAGAUAGGAGGCUGGGUGGGCCCCAGAGCCAGUAUGGACGCAGAGGCUAGAGGAGAAAUCCUCUGCCCGUCAGAGAACGAACCCUGGUCAUCCAGUCUGUAGCUUAUGUAUGUAAAAUGCAAUAGUCAAUUUCCAUGAUGAAUAUCCCUCCAUGUCUUUAAAGAACUAAUGAGUACAAUAACACUGAUGUGACUUGAAAAAGAGUCACCGAAGCUUUCUGAACAACAUUAUGAGAAAUAUGUAAUCCAAAUUCUAAAUAGUGUAAAUAGCAUUAAGAUUGCUGUUCACAUAGAAAGAUACUGUAAGUAUAAGCUUUUACAAUGAGGGGAAAUUACACACAUUCUUACUGUUAGCCCAAGUAGAUUGUUUUGUUACAAAAUUUGGAAUGCAUGUAAAUUAGAUAAAUAUUUGUUAUCCAGGCCAAAUUACUGUUUAUUCUUGAAGAAAUAUUUGUAAGUUCAAUCUGGCAUUUCAACUUAACUCAUACCUCAAAAUAAAACGAUUAUUUGCAUUCCAUAUCACCACAUUAUUUUCUACAGACAGCGUAAGCACUCCUUACACUUGAAGGCUUUCAGAACAACCAAACGCGAUGAGCAUUGGCGAUAAUCAGUUCCAAUGAACAAAUGUAAUUGUUAAUGAAUUUACUUACUGACUUUAUAACUCUGCACAGAAAUUUUCCCUCACAAAAGUUUUGCAAACAAAAUAAAUAAUGACUGUUUUAUGUAUUACAUAACAACAAUACCUACAAGCACAAACUGUUCAUAUCUGGAGUUGACUAUGUAACAUGAAACAGUAAAAAUAAAGUGUAAUUACUGAAAAUAAA